GUUCAUUUUCAUGCCCAGUUAUCGACCGCAAAUGCUACUAGCGCUGGGUUUGAAUGGCUUCCAAUUUUCAUGAUAUGUCUGACAUACAAUGUGUUGAUCAGAAAAGCAGUGGCAGCGAUAGUAGCAGUACAGGGGAAGAAGAAAGACUGAGACAAUUGUUUCUAAGCUGUGAUUCAAAUAAUGAUGGGUGCUUAGAUUGUGAAGACUUAUACAAUAUGUGUAAGAAACUAAACAUGGCAGAAUGUGCCGAGGAAAUUAUAAACACACUUGGCGCUAACACUAAAGGGUGCAUUACAUUUGAUGAGUUCCUUAGCUGUCGAGAAAAAGUUUUUCAGAUGCAAACUGAAGCGGAUAAUAUAUAUUUCUCAAGAUCUGGUUUACCACAUCAUCUAAAUUAUAAGCAACCUGGAUUUAGUUGGCCUGUUUACACAACUGGUAAAUUGCAUACAGAGGUUAAAAAUAAUGGACAAGAAGUGAAUGAAAACUCUGUUCGCAAAAUGAACGAAAAUGUCAAUCUCGAGAGUUCUGCCAGCGAAACCAGCCUUGUUAACUCAGGCGCAGAAUAUGAUUCUGGAGCUCAAGAUCUUUGUGGUGAACCGCAAAGUUUACACUUGUUAAUGCAACGUGAUUUCCCUGAUUUAUAUAAAAUUAUAUUUCCAUUACCUUUGAAUUCAAUAAGAAAUAAUUUUGAAAAUGAUACAAUGACAAAUGAAUUCAAUUUAUUAUCUGUCACUAAUAUGGAUAAUUCUACAAAAGACUUACAGAAUCAAAAACUGACUAAUGCAAUCAAUAUUCAGUCUGUAGAUAAAUUAAGUAAUUUGCCAAGGCACAUAGAAGCAGAAUCAUUUGGUAUAAAAUCAAAAGAAGUUGAGUCAAAUCACUUUUUAGAUAAUGUUCGACACUUAUUUGAAUGUGCGAAUACUCUACAUGUACAACGGACGGCUCAGUUACGUUCCGAAAUUCGUGAUCUGUCUCACAGACUACAAGGGUUACAGACAAGUCGAGAUAUGAAUUAUCGUGAAGUACAACGUUUACAACGUGAAAAAGAACAAUUACGCAAUGAAUUAACUAACCAAGUAUCACGUUAUGAAGAUCGUUUAACUGAAUUACAUAGUGUUAUUGCAGAAUUACGACGUCGUUUAGAACAUUCCGAAUCAAAUAUUAUACAUGAAGUAGAAGAGUUUGAAGAAAACGAUGGCGAUGAUGAUGAUAAUGAUAAUGAUGAAGUAAAUGAUAAUAAUGUAUUGAUUAAUUAUAAAUCAGAUAGAAAAUCAAGAAAAUCAAAAUUAUCAUUAUUAAAUACAUUCAAUACUAAUAAUAUCAAUGAUUAUUCAACGAAUCAAUAUGAAUUGGAUAAAGAGAUUAGUGGAAAUAGUGAUACAUCCGUUGAUGUUAUAAUGGAUGGUGAUGAUGAUGAUAAUGUUGAAGAUGUUGUUAGUCCAUCAAAUGAUACUACCAAUGAUAGAUUAAAUAAAUCUAUUGGAAUUGUAAGACAUUAUCAACAGUCACAAUCAAAUUCACAUAAAUUUUUAAUGCAAACAGCAAAUCUUACCUAUGAUCGAUUGGAUCAGAAUCAUGAACUAGCUUGUCUAGUUAGUAACAAUAAUAAUAAUAAUAAUAAUAAUAAUAAUAAUAAUAAUAAUGUGAAUACGGAGGGAGUAUCUAAAAAUUAUAACCAUGAUCUUUGUAUAAAAUAUGAAACAAUUUUAUCAAAUAUGCAAGCUCAAUUAACAUGUGUCAUUGAAGAACGAGAUAUGUUAGCUAAUCAAUUAAAUGAAUUGACUGGAACUAAUUCCACAAUACAAAUAUCGACAAUAGUCACUGAAAGUGUUUCAUCAUCUUUACCAGUAUCGACACCAACAGUAUCAACAAUAUCAGAAAUAGUAGGAUUAAAAUCAUGUUCUAUAUCACAUCCAAUUAUGGGUUUAAAUCGAUCUGUUCAAAUGAAAUCCAAUGAUAAUAAUAAUAAUAAUAAUAAUAAUAAUAAUAAUAAUAAUAAUAAUAAUAGUAAUUUAUCAUAUCCUCCAACAUCCUCUCUUCCGACUCCUUCUUCAACAAUAGGAUUUUCAGUAUCUAAACAACAAACAAAUGUAGAUAACAAUAUUAUUAACCAAUUACAUAAGACUAUUUCAUCUGAACAUUUAAAUUAUAACCAAGUAACUAGUACAACAACACCAACAACAACAAAAUCAUCAAUAGCAACAUCAACAACAAAUACAACAAUGACAACACAAAUGAAUUCGAAUGUUUAUGAUUUACCUGAACCAGAAUGGAUUACAAAACUAUUGAAACAAUAUUAUGAAUAUAAUAUAACUCAUAAUAAACAAAAUAUUCCAUGUAGUUUAUUUGGUAAUGAGUUAUAUUCACCUACAACAACAACAACAACAACAACAACAACAAAUGCUACUAAUGAUGGUGUUGGCGGUACUGGUACCGGUACCGGAAUAUUACCAUUUGAUUUUGAACAAUUUUUAUUUGAUCAAUUCGAUUAUGAAGAAUUAUGUACAGAUUCAAUGAAUAUACCUAAUCAAUUUACACCAAAUACAUUAAUGUUAUUUUUAAUUAGUUUAGCUAAUUUCACUCCAUAUACACGUUUAUCGGAUAUAGCUAAAUGUGCUCAAUUAACAUUAUAUCGUUUAUUAACUAAAUUAGUACGUUAUCAAACUGAUUGUUUAGUAUUACAAGCUAAUUUAACUGAAAUUAAAUUAAAUGCUGAUCAAAUGCAAUGUCAAUUAAAUCAAAUUGAAUCAAAUUAUUCAAUUAUGAAUCGAGCUAUACAAAUAUCUGAAUCUGCAUUAGAAAUUAGUGAUUGUUUAAAUCAGUUAUAUUCCACGGAAUUAGCUGUCACUAUAUUCCGUCAAUCACAAAAUAAUCAAAUGUUAAAGCAUCCAUUCUCAACAAUAUCAUCGUCUACAUCAUCUUCAUCAUUUCAUGGUCAUAGUAAAUCAUCUCAAUUACAUCAAUCACAACAUCAUCAACAAUUGAAAAGAUAUAAUAAUUCACAACAGAUUUCUGUUACCACAUCACCAUAUCAAUUGUAUUCUUCAAUUGGUUCUUCGGAAGAACAUGAUUUAUUAAAUAAUGCAACCAAUACUACCAAUAAUACAACUGCUGGAGUUGGACAACAACAACAGCAGAUCUUUUCAAUGAAUCAUUUCAAUUUGCAUAAUUUGAAAUCAUUGAGACAACAAGUUGAAUUUCUAGCUUAUACCAUAUUAGAUAAAUAUGAAACAUCAGAUGGUGGUUAUGAAAAAAUUCUCCCAACAUCUUUAUCUAAUUUAACAAAUAUCAAUAUGACAACAACUUCAGUUAAUGGUAAUAUACCUACUGUAAAUAGUACUAAUUUAUCUCAAUUACAUUGUUAUCAACAUAUUCAACAUUCUUCUCAAUCACCUAUAAGUCCUGGUCUUUGUUCUAUACAAUCUGUGAUUACAUCAUCUAAUAGUUUGUUAGAUAAUAGUAAUACUACUAAUAACAAUAAUAGUAAUAGUGUUUAUGCCAAUUCAUGGUAUGUUAGUUUAAAUCGAAACAAAUUAAAUACGAUACAAUGUUUACCAAAUGAAAUGAAUGAACAUUUACAUGGACAACAAUCAUUAAUGAAUCCUAAUCAAUUACCUUCUAUAUCAUUGAAUUCAACAAUUGGUUCCAAUCCAUCAAUAACUUAUCAACAACGACAAUAUAAUCAUGUACGUUUAAAUAAUAAUUUACAAUUAAUGAAUCCUCAAUUACGUUCAUUUAUGAAAUCAAAUUGUCAAGGAAAUACAAAUCAAAAUAUAAAUGAAAAUGGUUUAAAUGGAAGUGGUGAUGGUUUUGGUUGGGAAACUCCAGAUUCCGGUGCUGGAAGUAGUAGUAUCAAUGAAAUAUCAUCACAACAUCAUCCUCAACAACACCAACGACAACAAUCUGGUUAUUUAUUGAAUCCAUCAUCAUUAUUCUUAUCUUCUUCAACAUCAUCUUUAUUAUUUGGACAUUAUUAUCAAACUUAUGGUGAAAUCAUUCAAAAUAAUACUACUAAUAAAGUAAAUAAUCAAUCAGAUUUAUUCAUAUUCAAUACAUUAUUAGAUAAUCUUCCACCAUUAUGGACAUUAUUUACAAAAACAUCAACAUCUUUUUAUGAAUCCGAUUUAGAUUCAUCAGAUUCAUCUGAUAUACCAGGAAAUAUUAUUAAAACUACUGAUUUAUCAAAACAUAGUACCCAUCCUCCUCCUCCUCCUCCUCCUCUUCCUCCACAUCAUCAUCAUCAACAACAACAACAACAUCAUAGUAGUAUGAAUGGUCAGUUAAUAUCUCAACUACCUCCUAUUUCAUCAUCACAACAAUUAUCUAAUUGGUCUAGAUUAGAAGAACGUAAACUACGUACAAUUUAUUAUCAAUUAAUUCAUACAUAUAAACGUUUACAAUCUAUGUUAAUUGAUAUGCCUAAUACAUAUCAAUUGGUUAUACCAAAUGAUAGAAAUGAAAUUGGAGAGAAGACAAAAACUACAAAUGAUGUCAUUGAUCAUGAUCAAAAUAUAUCAACAACAAGAUUUGUAUCAGUUGGUUCAACACAGCAACAGAUGAAUUUGGAUCAACAAAAUUCGAUUACAAUGAAUUCAUUACGUAAAUUACCAUUGGCUGUAUUUUUGGAAAAUUCAGUUCUAUUACAAGAAUUAUGUUGUAUUAAAGAAGAAUGUGCUGAUCUUAAAAUUCGUGUAUAUUUACUUGAAAAAGAAUUACGUGCUAAUCGUUUAACAUUAGAUAGUCGUACUGUUGCUGAACGUGCAUUACGUGCUCAUCUUGAUGCAUUAAUUAUUGAACAAAAUAAUCAAUAUUCAUUAUUAAAUGAUAAUAAGUUAAAAUUAUCACAAACGACAACAAUGGCGACGUCGACGACGACGACGACAACAGCAACAACAACAACAACAGGAACAGGAAUAACAACAACAUUAACCAAUCAAUCUAUACAGAAUAUUAAUCAAAAUGAAAUAGUUUUAUUAAGAGGUCAAGUCAAGAAUUUAUUACAAGCUCUUGAAGCAUUACGUAGUAGUACAGAAAUACAACAAAUACAAAGUGAAGAAUUAGUGAAUGAUUUAAAACGUGCUAAUAGUGCAUUAAUUAAAGCAUUUGAUAAAAUAAAACAUAAAUAUACAACACGUAUUAAAAAAUUAGAAGAUCAAUUAAAUUCUAUGCAUUCUAUUCCUUCAUCCACAUGUUCUACAUCAUGUCAUACUACUAUUAAUACUACUAAUACUACUACUACUACUAGUUGUAGUAGUACAACUACUACUCAUCACAAUUAUUUAAGUAAUACAUUCAAAGGAUGUAUGAUAGAACAUCAUAAUAUUAAUGAAAUAUCAAAAGCAUCUAUUAUAUUAAAUGAUAUGAAUAAUGUAAAUAUAAAUUCUCAAAUUCAUCCCAUUUAUCCUAUGCAAAGUGCUUUACAACAACAACAACCUGUAAUAACAACAUCAACACAUUCAUUGAAUAUACCUUCAAUAAUUGAUUGUAAUCGUAAUUUAUCAUCAAUACCGACAUCUCAUAUCCCUCCUAUUCCUCAACAUCAACAUCAACAAUAUCCACUGCAUCAUCAACAGGAUCAUCAUUAUUAUCCACAAAUUAAACAAAAACCUAUGAUAUUGAAUACAUCUCAAUUGAGAACAACACCACUUUCAACUAAUUCAUUAUCACAACAGUUUUCUAAUUUAAAACAUUUUCCUACUCAUUGA
Schistosoma intercalatum is the source of this 5705-nucleotide messenger RNA. The record is from the annotation of a GenBank genome assembly. Lineage: Eukaryota; Metazoa; Platyhelminthes; Trematoda; Strigeidida; Schistosomatidae.